AAAACUGGUUAAAUUAAUUAAGAACGGUCCUUCGUAUAUUUGAUUAAUUUUGUUCUCUUCAUGAUCAGCUCCGUAUACUCAUAUAGAAAUCUUUACUUUUUUUGACACAGAAAUCCAUUACCAUUUCACAGAACAAUGUGCGGAUCCAUUUUGUGGUUAUCUUUAGUCAUGAUCGGCAGUGGAUCAUUUGGCAGUAUCCUAAUACCAAAGUCUCUAGAAUGGGAAUCUAUGCUGUUUCUUAUCCCCAGCGAUUACACUCCAGACAGGAGGUCACAAUUGUGCCAUAAAUACAGCACUCGCUAUUGCUACAUGGGUAAAGUGAUCAAUGCGAUUAAGAGUGAAAGAUCGGCAGAGAGUGAUGACUAUUCCAAGUUCAUAGAGCUAAUCAACAGAGUGUACAGACACAUCAACUGGUUUUCAAUCUCGUUGAUAUUAUCCCGAGAGGAAGGUUUAUGUUGUGUGUCCCAGUUGGGUGCCUACAAAAAAUUUGGCCAGGACCGAGGAUUAUCUCCUGCCAGCUACAUGGAAGAAAUUACUGAUUACUCUGGUGAUAACAAAAACCUCAAUUUUGUAAAGGCCCACUUCAACAGGAACCUUUGCGUCAAUCUUAUAUCGGAAGUUGGCUUCGGAACUGGAGAAUUGGUUAUCAACGGCCAUUAUCACGACGCAUUUUUUUUACUCAGCGAAGGAAACAAUAAGAUGUUUCACUUUUUCCCUUAUUACAACAUAAAAGAUCAACUUACCUUUGAGUGGUUUAAAUUGAAUAUAAUGUGUGACGAACAACCUUGGAUAUGUGCUAAACAUCCUCCAGAUGCGGAGCAAAUUGUAUAGUUAGACACACAGAUAAAACUUUGAUUUUGAAAAUUUCUGGCAAUUUUAUAGAAUAUAAAUUGUUUCAAGCGCAUCAGCAGCCCGAGUGUUGAUCGAUACAUACAAACCUCUAGAUAAAAAUUAUAUUCUGUCCAGCUUUUUUAUCAAAAAGGCAAAAAAAAUAAACAAUUGAAAGUU
Molecule: messenger RNA, 1008 nt
Organism: Symsagittifera roscoffensis
Lineage: Eukaryota; Metazoa; Xenacoelomorpha; Acoela; Convolutidae
Exons: 5
Coding region: 136-831 (231 amino acids)
Source: RefSeq, a predicted model, not a curated record